UGUGGUCUGUGAUAACAUUUAUGUUCAUUUUAUAUAUUUCAAUUUUCACCUUAAAAUAAAUUAAAUUAAACAAAGCGAAAGGAAAACCAUUUACGAAGGAUAAUAAUCAAAAUAUAUAAUUUUGUAUAUAAUGGUAAAAGAUAGCUGACGUUAUAAUGCAGGGGCUUUUUAUUUGAUAAUUGUGUUAUAAGACAUUAACUACAAAAAUUUACUUGUGGUGCAAGUGAUGAUUUCUUUUCGAGCCUCGACAUAAUUUCAUAACUAUCUAAAUGGUCACACUUUAAAAAGUGGCAAAAUGUUUAGUAACGGUACUGAUUUUCCUCCCGUAAAGGAAGAUACAUUUUGCAAAUAUGUAUUGUAUUACGAGAUAAACAACUCAAGAGUUCGCAUUUGGGAUUUAAUAAUAUUAAUACCAAAUGCGUUAUUUGUGCUUUUCUUAGUUGUCAGAUUUAACAAAGCUCAGUUAAAACUUCGUGCCACAAGUAGUCCCAUAUUUCUUACAUUUUACACUCUUGUAUGGGGAAAUGUCAUAGUCAGUCUUAUAAGAUGUGCAGUUUCCAUGACAGUAAAUGCAUCAGUACCUCUUGGAGGUCUGAUUGAUAAAAUUUUAUGGGUAACUGUAAGAUUCUUCCUUCUUGCAACUGAAAUGAGUGUUGUAAUUUUUGGACUUGCAUUUGGCCACAUGGAUAGUCGCAGCAGCAUUAGAUAUGUUCUAUUGGCCACAUCUCUAAUUUCCCUUGCAUUUACCGUCACUCAGGGUACACUAGAAAUAGUGAUGCCAGAUGACAUGUUCCAUAUUGAUACAAGGGAUUAUAAUCUAUUUGGACAUGGUGGGAUGCUCUUUUGGUUUACAUCAUCAUUGGUUUUUGGGAUUAUUUACUUCAUAAUUUUACUUCUACCAUGGACACCUUUGCGGGAGUAUUUAGCUUUGCCAACAAAACUCUCAUUUUAUUUUUACAUACUGCUACUGACCCUACUUGAUAUGACCCAGUCAGUGGGUACCGGGUUACUAAUGUGGGGAUCUAUGCAAUCAGGUCUCUGUGUUGUUGAUGUUACCACCUGGCUUUACUUUUCACUGUAUACACCACUUGUAUAUCAUACAUUCUUAAGUGAAUUUUUCAGUGUCGCACAACCAAGCAUAAUGUUCUCGUACAAGGCUCAGAUGGAUGAGCCAAUGGACGAAGACCAAGUUUCUUUACCGCAUCAACAAAGUUUUAGCUCACUUAAAACGGAUUCAGACUACAUUUAUCAAAGUAACAGUGUGUAUGAUAGUACACUGUUUGAAGCAGGCGGGACGACCCCAAUGAACCCCGUGUAUAGUGCAUCCUUACAAAGUCCAGACUCUAUUGCAUCUGGUCAAUCGAUAGACUUACAAGCCGGCUUUCCGAACAAAAAUAUGCUCUCUACAUAACAAUAAAGAUAAUUAAAUUGUGUAAUUACCAGUUGUGUCCAAGGGCUUGCUCAUGCUUGCAUGAGAAAUAUAUAUGUUAAACUAGGGGAACGCCCUUGUUUGUGUCGACGGUAGUAAAAACCGUCUCUUCAGAAUUAAUUUAGGGCCUACAAUUUACCCCAAUCAAAAAAGAAAUCUCGAAGAGAGAUUUAUGUAUUACCAUCCUGGUAUACAGUUGGAAUGUUUAUGUAUUGAAAAUCAUUGAAAUUGCUACGCUCUUCUUCAUAGAAAUAAUGCAAUUUGUAAUAGACUAAAGAAUGAUAGAAACGUAAUUAGAUUGUUCAUGCGGCAGUUAAAAUUUAUAUAAAUUGUGUUCUUUUUUGGGUGAAACUUAGAAAAACAUCGACAAAUCUCAAUUAUAAGAAAACAUUAAAUUGUAGGCCUUAAGCUAAAAGUCAACCUUUUUAAACAGUUUGAGAAAUCCGAAUGUCGCAAUUAUCGGCACAUACUGGUAAAGUAGUAUUGGAUCGUGGGGUAGAUACAUUCUCUAAGCCAAGAUUGGAAACCAGGAUAAGUGUAAACUAUGCCAGUAUUUGAAUAAAUAAUCCCUAAAGCAUCCAAAGGUUAGAAUUAGAAUUAUUUUCUAUAUGAAAUGAUAUAUUACGAAUCUCACGAACAAUGUGUCUUAGACUGACACACCAUCUCCGCUUUAAGCUAAGUAAUGGAUCCAUCCACACAAUUUUCACGUUAGAAUAAGAUUAUUGUAAUAAUUUUUAUAAUAGCUAAUUUCCAAUGCUAGCAUAGACGUUGUCAUUCUCCUUUGUCUUUAUAAAAAUGGCAAAACUAAAUCAAUGGAUCCAACAAAUGUCUGAUCAGGUAAAUAUAAGACUGUCGCAGUAAAGGCGUUAAAUCUGAGAGUUAAUUAAAUCUCUUAAUUAAAGAUCGAUAAUCAAAUAAUAAAGCAGCAUCGAAAUAAUUUAUCUAUCUGUCUGACCGAAAGCCAGUGAGUUGAUUAAUAAUGUAAAACAAGAUGGCGGUCAUGACAGCAGCUGAUCACUUUUAGAGUUUUGUUAAGACAUUCAAUUAACUGUAUAAUAUUAAAUUCCUGAACUUUCAAUGAAUUUUCCCACGGGCAAGUUUUCGAAAGCCAAGUAAUAAGUGUUCGAAAUUAGCUAUAAUGCAAUAUAAAAUACAAUAAUUAGUCAAGUUUUAUAAAUAAGAAAAAAAAGGUUUCGAAUAUAUAAAUUUAAGUACUCGUAAACAUUUAAAAUAUUUUCGGUAAUUAAUUUUUGCUGGUUAGUUAGUUAGUUAGUUAUUUGGUUAUAAGUUAUUUGGGGUAAACAGUAUUUAUAAUAUGUAUUUGUGAGAUUGUUUGCCUAUAUUAUGAUUGAAAUAGUAACAAGAAUUAGUGAAUGCAAUAUAAAUACUUUAAGGUGGAAAUAGAUUAUUAAAGCGCAACGCAUAUUGUCGUGAUCACUUUCAAUUCGUGCACUACCAACACGCGAUGGCAUUAUUGAUUGAAUGUUGCAUGAGGAUAUAAGAUACGCAAUGUGGGUAAACGAACGAGAAAAAAAAUAACUUGGUGUUAGGGUAGAAAAGGGAAAUUGUUUAUGUACUUUCCUGUUUCUUCCGCUUCCGGGUUAUAUUUGCCUUAAAGUGCCUAUGAAUGCGCCAAGCAUUCGAAAGCGUUUUAUACAAUUACUCACAGGUAGCGCCGGAGUUCUCGAUAUGGCAUGUCCUCUCUCCCUCACUCUGUAAAUUCCAAUAGCGACAGCUAGUACCGAUCCUGAUCUGCAAUUGUUUUUUUUUGCAUCCAACAAUUUAGUUGCACGUAAAAUGUUGGGUUUGUUUUUGAGCACAAAAUUAUACACAUAAGAUUCUCAGCCACUAGUAGUAGGACUGUCAUGUAUAGGUUGAUAUGGGGAAGAGGGAAGAGCGAGACAUUCUGCAAUUUCGCUUUUUUCACUCAUACAAAGUGAGAGCUGAGCACAGUGGUCGAUUACUGGUUGUAGGUUGGGCAAAAUUUGUUGCCGACUAUCUAUAAAGCAUCACAAAACUGUCAAUAAAAUUUUGAGAGCUUUGCUUACUUUUUCUGACAAAAGAGGGGGGGGGGGGGAUUAUAUUAAAUCCAAAGAUCCGACCCAAAACGCGUCGCGUUUCACGCUUUAAGUAUUUUUCCGCCAUUGUACUUGUAUAAAUAUUUUUUUCUAUUUAUUUUACUGUGAUGUUUUACCUACUUAUUUUUGUUGUUUAUUGAUUAUUUUAUGUUUGUAUAAUGUCAAGAUACAGCAAAGCUGUCGUAUUUAGGUUGUUCAUAAAUUAGUCAUUUUUAGUGAUAUCACAGUAUGAUUAGUUUUGUGCACUUAAAAUAUAUUAUUUUUAGUACAGUAAAUUUAUGGGUGUUUUUUUAUGUGCGAUUUUAAGAAUGUUGACUUUUUUAACAGUAUAAUAAGCCUUGAAAGCAAUAUCCGUAUGAGUUUGUUUGCAAGCAACUCGCCCCUAAACUAGUUUAUUCCCACCAAUUUUGGUAGCUAACACAUAUUUCUUUUGUCUAUUUUUGUUCACUUUUGGUUUUUGGUACACCAUGUAUUUGAUAGAUCGCGACGAAUUUUAUGUAAUAUAGAUUGAUACGGAAUUUGUCAGAUGUAGCUAGUCUUAGGUUUUAUAUAUUAAGUGAUUAGACACGCUAAAAUGAUGAGUUUUGAAGCAAUAGUUUUAUAGUGACUAAAGCUAAUUGGUACUUAUACAUUUCUAACUUAAAUAUUGAAGUACUCUGACAAUUAACAUACACAGCAUAGUUGUCAAUUUAAACCCAAAGUGCCGAUUGUCAAUUUUUCCUUUAUAAUGUGAUACUGAACAUGCUGUAUACUUAUAUACUCAUGUAAAACCUUAAAUUAAGUGAUAUUUUUGGUUUAAUUUGUAGCUAUAUUUUUUUGUUAUUUUAAACUAUAUGGAAUAAAGUAAUGAAUUUACAA
Molecule: messenger RNA, 4365 nt
Organism: Pieris rapae (cabbage white)
Lineage: Eukaryota; Metazoa; Arthropoda; Insecta; Lepidoptera; Pieridae
Product: transmembrane protein adipocyte-associated 1 homolog
Exons: 6
Coding region: 296-1411 (371 amino acids)
Biological process (GO): G protein-coupled receptor signaling pathway
Cellular component (GO): plasma membrane
Molecular function (GO): G protein-coupled receptor activity
Source: RefSeq, a predicted model, not a curated record